AAACCUAAGCCUAGCUCCUGCAUAGAUUCCACGCCUGUGUCCACGUCUGUGUCCGUACCAGGGGGGGCAUUUCCCGUUCCCAGCAUUGGCACAACGCCCCUCGUUUCAGUCUGCGCACCUGCGGGGAAAGUACAGCACCCUCCCUCGCCUCAGCGCAUUUUAUGGUGUUGCCGACCAUUGUCACUGUCAUUGUCAGCGUCAUUUCGCGACUGUUCCAAGAAUCGGCUGUCAGGCGCUCGGUUAGGUUACGCUCUAAGAUUUUCGCAGCUACCGAACUUAAUUCCGUAACACCCCGCUACCAGCUGCUAAUUAUCAAGGCUAGGUUGUUAGCCUAGCCUAGGGUAAUAACUUGUGUGGGCUUCUGCGCGUUAUUAAUCGAAAUGGAGAGUGGAGGUCCACCAGCUAGCACGUCUCUAAGCAGCGGCCCAGUAGUUCCGAUUACCCCGUUACUAUCAGUUCCGCUACAGUUUCUCAUCACCAGAGUCAAGAGGGCUCGCGAGCAGCAGGCACUGACGGACGUGGAGCUCUGCGCGAGAUCCAUCGAUUCUCUCACUGGCCUCUAUCGCUCCCUCGCACUCACCUCUCAGGCAUGCUCACCUCGGUCUGUUCAAUGUUCAUCUGUUCAUCCCCGCUAUAGACAUUUCCCAACCACAUGGACAACUGUAACCACAUUUCCAUCUGUAACCACUCUGCAGGCACGGCUCAUUCUCACUGGCCUGGCCUCGUUCGCUCCCUCGCACUCACAUGUCAGGUCUCAUUGCCUUACACUCCCUGCCGUGCCAUGUCAUAAUCAUGUAGUUUUGGGGCAUUGUCGCAUGAAUUGCAUUAACUGGAAAGUUAUUUGCAAUUCAUGGGACAGCGCUUAAGGUUAGAGGUGGAGCGGUGUAGCACAGAAGUACUGUAGGGCCUUAUGUGACUUUCGGUGAGUGUACAGUGAUGGGUGGAGUGAGACCCUGGGAGGGCGGUUGCGAUAGCUGGCAGUGUCCGAGGCUGAUGUAAUACAGGACACCGGGGGCUGGAGCGGCUCGCUGGAUGGACAUGCGGCAAGUGGAUUGGUCGAUCCGAUGGCAGGAAGGUUGGGGCCAUCAUGGUGGCGAAAACCUCGAAAAUGGCGCGCGGCUGGUCGUACGGGAGGGAAGGGGAGGGCUCAGUAGUGCGUUUGCUCGGAGUAGCCUAAAACCGCUGGAAAGCUGUUUCUUGCUUACUCUGUUCGUUCUCUUGCAAUCGUGGGAAGGCCUGUAUGCUCGUUGUCACUGGAUGUAAUACUGAGCCAAAGCCAGAUCCAUGAAAAGACACCAAACAAGAGGGGUGUUUUUGAGAAUUCUCAAAAACACCCUGCAAAACCAAACAAGAGGGGUUUGAGAGCUAGAGGACACGAGAUCUAGUCUCGGGGAUUUCUCAGGAGAGUCGGACAGCGAAUCGCAUUACCUACAAGCGCCGCCAGAGCAAGAAGGAACCAGGCUAGGAUGGAUGGAGCAGGGCAUCCGGAGGAUGAGGAGGCUUGUGUGCGACAGCGUGUGGAAACUAUACUAAUAACACAGGCAAGGCUCAUGCUAACUGGCCUCGAUCCCUCCCUCGCACUCACACAUCAGGUCUCAUCGUCUUACUCUCCCUGCCUUUUGAGGCGCCUCAAAAAACUCUCCCUGCUGUCCUCCUCUCCUCCUGCAUUCCAGGAAUUAGAGAGGGGGGAUGUAACGUGGAGGGCCAGGGAUGCAGCGGUUGCAACUCUUGGCAAUACCCCCCCCCCCACACACACACACAUGUCACAUGCCACAUACCACGUGCCACAUACCACGUGGCGCAACCCCAUUUCCCUUCCCCCACAUCCGACUUGCAUUCGCUGCCAUGCGUUUUGCCACGUUUGCUGAACUGCAGCACUUGAAGAGAGCAUGGGAUGCCACGUGGAGGGCCAGAGAUGCACAGGUGGCAACUCUCCUUCCUCUCAUUGGUUGGUCUUCAACGUGAUCCUACUCCUGCGUCCUCAUGGCCAGCACAUGUCAGUUUGCAGUGCAGCUCGCCAUAAGCUUCUGGAGCAUCUCGAUAUGCAGCUGCAGCAGUGCAUGAGUCUUGCUCGAGUGCUGAGUGCAGCAGCAGAAGAGAACAUGUGCGUUGCUCAGGAGCUAUUAGCCGAGGCAGGAGCAGAGGCAGAAGGUGCUAUGGCAGAGGGUUCUGGUGAAGGAACAGCAGGACGUGCAGAGGCUACAGGCGCAAAAGACGGUGCAGCAGCACCAGCAGCAGCAGCAACACCAGCAGCAGCAGCAGCAGCAGCAGCAGCAGCAGCAGACCCGGUGGUUCUACGGCUGGCACGAGAGCGGGAGCUGAUAGCUCGUAUAGAGAGUGAAGUGGCGGCACGCAUACAAGCUGUUGUGGCCGGCCAAGAUACCACUCAUGUAAGGCCUUUAUCAGAGUUUAUCGAUGAUCUCGUAGUGAGGCCCAGUAACCCCCGGCCUACCGAAUCGAGACCUGCUGAGGCAGAAACCAACAGAAGGGGGCACUCUGAAGUAAGACAAGCUGAAGCAAGAUCCUUCGAGCCUGCAGAGAUAGAUCCUCCUGAAGCAAGACCUCUUGGGCCUACUGAGUCAAGACCUGCUGAGGCAGAACCUAACGGAAGUGGCCCAUCGGAAGUAAGACAAGCUGAAGCAAGACCCGUAGAGCCUGCUGCGGCGACUGCUGCUGCUGCUGCUGCUCCUGCUGCUCCUGCUGCUCCUGCUGCUGGGUUUGAAAGGGUAGCCACAGUAACUGCUGCUGUGGUGAGGGAUGGGGGUGCGGCAACAGCAUUCCACCUGGCUGGCGUUGAUCAACGUGCAACAGAGAGUGGAGCACUUUGUACAGCUGCAACUGGAGCAAACUUUGCAGCACCGCCACUACAGGCACCCCCCGUAGGAGCUCCACUGUAUUCGGAUCGCUUAGCACCAUUCCACCUGGCUGGCGUUGAUCAGAGUGCAACAGAGAUUGCAGCAAAAACUGCAGCAGCAGGUGCAGCAAACACUGCAGCAGCAACCGCAGCAGCAACCGAAGAAGCAGCCGCAGCAGAGCUUGCAGGUAGGAAGCGAAAGAGGCAGCCAGGUGAUCGCUUGGACAGAGGAGACGCCCCGAGGAGAGGCUCUUUGAAUCAGAGCGUUUCGGUGGAACAUCUGGGCUCAGGGGAGAAUAUUCUAGAGGAGUGGAGAGGGUUGGCAGUAAGAGGCUUUCUAAGGCCGAAUGAGUUGCCAGGGAGGGGGGAAAGUGGAGUGAAGGAUAGGGACCGGCGACAAGAGAGGGGCUUACAGGAUGGGGCAGAGGAGAGCGAGGGAGUGGAGGAUAGGGGAGAGGGGCGAGAGGCGAGGGGCUUGCAGUUUCCUCCUCGUCAGAGGCUUGGCCUGUCUCUCCCCCAUGGGACUGCUUCUCUUGGUGUGCGCCUGUCUCUGCUCUCUGUCCCUGUCCUGGCUUCCGAUCUUACUUCGUCUAAUCAGUUUUUUCCUGACCGUGCUACACCUUAUCAUGCUAUGCCGGAUCAAGUUACACCUGACCGUGUUACACCCGAUCGAGUUAUGCCUGACCGUGUUACACCCGAUCGAGUUAUGCCUGACCGUGUUACACCCGAUCGAGUUAUGCCUGACCGUGUUACACCUAACCGUGUUACGCCUAAUUGUGUUACACCUAACCGUGUUACGCCUAAUCGUGUUACACCUGAUGGGAGGGUGGCUGAGGCAAGGCAGGGUUGGGAGCAGCAGGAGGAGCAGCAGCAAGAGGAGCAACAGCAGGAGGAGCAGCAGCAACAGAAAAAGCGACAGGAGCAGCAGGAGCAGCAGGAGCAGCAGGAGCAGCAGGAGCAGCAGGAGGAGGAGCAGCAGGAGGAGCAGCAGGAGGAGCAGCAGGAGGAGCAGCAGGAGGAGCAGCAGGAGGAGCAGCAGGAGGAGCAGCUGGAGGAGCAGCAGGAGGAGCAGCAGGAGGAGCAGCAGGAGGAGCAGGAACAAGAGGAGCAACAGCAGGAAGAGCACCAACAGGAGCAGCAGCAGCAGGAGGAGGAGCAGGAGGAGGAGGAGCGGCAGCAGGAGAAGAUGCAGCAGCAGGAGGAGCAGGAGGAGGAGGAGCAGCCGAAGCAGCAGGAGGAGGAGCAGCAACAGCAGAUGCAGCAGCAGGUGGAGAUGCAGAGGCAGCAGGAGCUUCAAGAGCGGCAGCAGCAGCAGGAGGGGGAGGUGGCCGAGAGACAAGAGCAGCGGCCACAGGAGGAGAAGGAAGAGGAGGAAGAGGGACGGCAGCAGCUGGAGGAAACUGGAAGCUGUGUGGAUAAGGAAACGAGAGGGGAGAGCGACAUGGAUAGAGAGCACGGAGGGGAGAAGCGAGAGCCAGAGGAGAGGAAGAGGAGACGUGUGGAGGUUUUUGGGUCCGGUGGAGAUGGGGAGGGUGAUGGUGGUGGGCAUGGGACGCCAGCAAAGCAGCUAAGGCUUGGCGAGAGUGUCGAGGGUAAUGUGGCAGGGAUUGAUGCUGCAGCUGACACUGCUGCUGCUGCUGCUGACACUGCUGCUGCUGCUGCUGCAGACGUGGAGGGAGGUGGUGGGCAUGGGACGGCUGCAAAGCAACUACAGCUUGAGGGGAGGUAUGAUGGCAAUGAGGCUUCAGGGGCUGCAGCUGGUGCUGCCACUGCUGCAACUGGUGCAACUGGUGCAACUGGUGCUGCCACGGCUGCAACUGGUGCUGCCACUGCUGCAACUGCUGGUGCUGACACUGCUGCACCUGGUGCUGCCACUGCUGCAGCUGGUGCUGACACUGCUGCUGCUGGUGCUGACGCUGCUGCUGCUAAUGCUGACACUGCUGCUGCUAAUGCUGACACUGCUGUAAUUGGUUCUUCUGUGGCGGUCGCUGCUGUAGCUAAGUCUGCUGAAGUUGCUGCUACCUCUCUCUCUCCUCCCACACCUCUACAUCCCUCUCUCUCUCCUCCCACACCUCCAUAUGCCUCCCUUUCUUCUGCCAGACCUCCUCCCUCCUCUCGCCCUCCUCCCGUACCUCCUCCCUCCUCUCUUGCUCCUGUGGUACCUGCUGUGCCGGUCACCUCCUCCGUUCCUCCUCCCAUACCUCCUUCCACCUCUCUUCCUCCUCCCAUACCUCCUUCCUCCUCUCUUCCUCCUCCCAUUCCUCCUCCCUCAUCUCUUCCUUCUCUCAUACCUCCUCCCUCCUCUCUUCCUCCCCCCAUACCACCUGCCCCCUCUCCUCCUGCUCUCACCCCUUCUCCCUCCUCUCUUCCGCCUCCCAUGCCUCCCAUAGCUGUCGCUUCCCCAAGGGAGUCCCAAGGAGCCUCUUCAUCAUUCCCCAUUGUUAUAAGCUCCUCUGAAGAAACCCCUACCGAGCUAUCCCAGUCACCUCUUAAAAACUCGCAGUCGCCAGUCAAGGCUUCUAAAUGCGUUCUCGUGAACUCGCAGUCGCCAGUUAAGGUCUCCCAUUGCCUCCUCUUAAACUCGCAGUCGCCUCUUAAAAACUCGCAGUCGCCUCUUAAAAACUCGCAGUCUCCUCUUAAAAGCUCGGAGUCGCCUCUUAAAAACUCGCAGUCCCCUCUUAAAAGCUCGCAGUCGCCUCUUAAAAACUCGCAGUCGCCUCUUAAAAAGUCGCAGUCUCCUCUUAAUAACUCGUCCCAGUCUCCUCCUAAAAACUCCUCCCAGUCGCCAGGUGUCUUUAAAGACUCCACGUCAGCAUCAGAAGAGCACCUUCCCUCCCAACCGCUCCCAACCCCUCCUUCCCCCGCAUACCCUCAACCCCUCCCAUCGUCCCCACCCCCAUUCUCCCCAUCCCUCAACCAUCCUUUCCCCUACAGUUCCCCUCCCACACACUGCCGCCCAUCUCCUCACUUCUUCUCCCAGAUACUACCUCCCUCCCAAAUGCCACCUCCCUCCGAGAUACCACCUACCUCCAGGAUACCACCUUCCUCUCAGAUACCACCUCCCUCCCAAAUGCCACCUCCCUCUCAGAUAAUACCUCCUUCACAAAUGCCAACACCCUCCCAGAUACCACCUCCAUCUCAGAUACUGCCUCCCUCUCAAAAGCCACCUCUCUCUCAAAUGCCACGCCCCUCCCAGAUCCCACCUCCCUCCGAGAAACCACCUCCCUCCCAGAUACUACCUACCUUCCAAACGCAACCUCCUUCCCAAAUACCACCUCCCUUCCAGAUGCCACUGCCUUCUCAGAUAUCGCCUCCCUCCCAGAUACCACCUUCCUCUCAACUCCAUCCUGCUACCCUAAAUCCACUGUCACAGCAUCGCUUCGAGAUUUCCCAGCCGUGUUUUGGAAUCGCCCAGCCGUCAGCUCCCCUGGAAACACAGCCAUCGCCACACCCACCCGUCCAAUCCCAGCCAUACGUUCCUCUACAAUCUCAGCCGUCGCCACACCCACCCGACCAAUCCCAGCCGUCCGUUCCCCUGCAAUCGCAGCCGCCAGCACACCUACCAGUCCCCUCGCAGCCGUCUGCUGCGGAACAGUCGCCACAUCUACCUGUUCCGCAGCCCACAUCAGUGGCCAAACAAGCCGGCGGUGGAGAAGGAGGAGCAGCAACCGUUCCCCUGCAAACACAGCCGCCAGCUCACCUACCAGUCCCAUCCCAGCCAUCUGCUGCAGCAGAACAGUCGACACGCCUACUUGUUCCGCAGCCCACACCAGUCGCCAAACAAGCCAGCGCUGGAGGAGGAGCAGCAGCCGGAGUAGAGGUGGGAGGAGCAGCAGGAGCAGAAACAACAGCUGACGGCAUAAGAGCAUUUGUAGAAUCAGGAGCAGAAGAAGUUGAAGCAGAAGCUGCAGGAGCAGAUGAAGCAGCAGACGCAGAAGCGGCAGGAGCAGAAGCAGCAGCAGCAGAAGCAGGAGGAGCAGAAGCCAAAGCAGGAGCACUAGGAGUCGCAGAAGCAGGAGCAGCAGAAGAAGAUGCAGCAGCAGCAGGAGUCACAGAAUCUACAGGAAAGGAAGGAGGAGCAGCAGUUUCAGGUGCGAUAGCAGCAGCAGCUAUAGAAGCAAGGCAACAAUAUUUGACUGUGCAAUCAGACACGGAAGCAGGAGCAGAAGCAGCAGCAGCAGCGGCAGGUGGAGCGGCAGCAGUUAUAGGUGAGAUAGCAGCGGCAGGAACUGUGGCAGCAAGGCAACAAUGCCUACCACCCCCUCAAGAGAAAAUCGCUGAGCUUGGGAGCCCAUCGAAUGAGGAGGAGGAAGAGCAGAGCGCCAUGCAUGGGAGCCCAUCGUAUGAGGCGGAGGAAGAGCAGAGCGCCAUGCAUGGGAGCCCAUCGUAUGAGGCGGAGGAAGAGCAGAGCGCCAUGCAUGGGAGCCCAUCGUAUGAGGCGGAGGAAGAGCAGAGCGCCAUGCAUGGGAGGACCGAAGGGGAUGCGACAAGGUGGAUUACGAAUGGGAAUGCUUUGGUGGAGGAAGGGAAGGGGCUUGCGAAGAGAGGAUGGAGAGAGGAGGGAGAAGAGAUAAUAAGGAAUGGGAGUGAGAAGGAAGUGAAUGAUGAUAUCAAGCAUGGGAGUGCAUCUCUUGAAGAAGGGGAGGUGGUGGGAGGAGGCACGGAGGGAAGCAGGGAGUGUAACACGCAGGAUGGUGGUAUUGGUAGAGAUACUGGGAUAGAGGGAGAGAAAGAGACUCAUGUCAGUGCUGCUGACAGUGAUGCUAUUACUGCUGCUUCGGAUGCUGCUGCUGCCGAUGAUGCUAUUACUGCUGCUUUGGAUGCUGCUGCUGCCGAUGAUGCUAUUGCUGCUGUGUCUGAAGCUGCUGCUGCUGCCACUGCUGGUAACGCUGCUGCUCCUGCUGCUGAUACUACUGAUGCCAAUUCUGCUGACGGUGCUUAUACUGGCACUGGUGCUAAUGCUAUCGAAGAUGCUUAUAAAGAGGAUGAUGCAGAAGAGAUAGAGGAAGGAGAGGUCCAGGUUGACAGCUGCAGUCCCAUUGACACUAUGGAAGGGGACAUUAUAGCAGAAGCUGCUGUAGCAGGGGAUGCCGUUACAAGGGAUACUGUAGCAGGGGAUGCUGUAGCAGAAGCUGCUGUGGCAGGGGGUGCUGUAGCAGAAGCUGCUGUAGAGGAAAGAGAGGUCCAGGCUGACAGCUGCAGUCCCAUUGACACUGUGGAAGGGGACAUUUUCGCAGAAGCUGCUGCAGCAGGGGAUGCUGUAACAAGGGAUACUGUAGCAGGGGAUGCCGUAACAAGAGAUAUUGUAGCAGAAGCUGCUGUAGAGGAAAGAGAGGUCCAGGUUGACAGCUGCAGUCCUAUUGACACUGCGGGAGGGGACAUUAUCGCAGAAGCUGCUGUAGCAGGAGAAAAGCACGAGGAAGGAGGGCAAGAGGAGGAGGUCGGUGCACAGUUGGAUAGGAUUGCGGUUGAGGAAGCUACAGCGGAGUUAUCGAGUCAAGAGACGGAUGUUGUGGGCACAGGUAGGGAGAGUCAGGGCACCGAGGAAACGGAGAAACUGGGACUUGCAUGAAUUGCGUGAAUUGCAUGAAUUGCAUGAAUUGCGAGAUACUACGAGAUUGAGGAUACUGUAUCUCAAAGUUGCGAAUGGAGAACAAGAGGCUGGUUGGUGUCGAUGUUUGGCAUUUGCUGCAUUUAGACAUGUGUAAUCGGUACUGUAGGCAUGUUUUUCUUGAUUUUUGCA
Messenger RNA from Closterium sp. NIES-67, 8597 nucleotides. Lineage: Eukaryota; Viridiplantae; Streptophyta; Zygnematophyceae; Desmidiales; Closteriaceae. The record is from the annotation of a GenBank genome assembly.